Messenger RNA from Corythoichthys intestinalis (scribbled pipefish), 4675 nucleotides. RefSeq names its product TLC domain-containing protein 4-B-like. Gene Ontology annotation, biological process: lipid homeostasis. The record is from RefSeq and is a predicted model, not a curated record. Bases 289 to 1080 code for a protein of 263 amino acids. Gene Ontology annotation, cellular component: membrane; endoplasmic reticulum. The transcript has 7 exons. Lineage: Eukaryota; Metazoa; Chordata; Actinopteri; Syngnathiformes; Syngnathidae.
ACGCUCCUCUAAAAACCAUUCGUGGAAGCGCACCGCUGCAAAAAUGCACGUUAGCCAUAGUCACGGUUUGUGGAUAAACAUUGCCUGGUAGACGGGGAGGGAGCGCCCACGCGCCCGCCUCGUCCCAUGCUUUGCCUUAGCUAGUUGUUUAUCUAGCAUGGAGCGAUACGAUGGCCGUGGGUGUGACACGGAGCGUGCACCUCCGUUGCCAGUCUUGGGAACCUCAAGCCGCUGAGGGAGAGCAAGGCAGGGCGUCUUCAUGAAAGUCGUAAGUGGAAUCGGGUGGCCAUGGACGCAUUCAGCCAGCUUAUCUUCACCAUCUCGGUGACCAGCUUCUUCACCUUCCAGUGGCUCUUUCACAAAGUCAGCCCGUGGAUGUCGACGCGCAUCAGCCCGGGUUUCCUGGGCCUCAGCGACAAGCAGAAGGUGGAAUGGAACUCAAGGACAGUCUCUACUCUUCACGCUCUGGUCGUGGGAAUCUUCUGUCUUUACAUCUUGUUCUUCGAUGAAGCCGUCAACAAAGACCCAGUCUGGGGAGAUCCUACUCUAGUUAAGACUAAUGUUGCCAUUACAACAGGCUACCUCAUAUCUGAUCUGUUGCUAAUAUUUUACUACUGGAGGGCCAUAGGAGACAAGUUUUUUGUAGUGCACCAUCUGGCAGCGUUGUAUGCUUACUACUAUGUACUGGGCCAAGGCAUGUUGCCUUAUUUUGCUAACUUCCGCCUGCUCGCCGAGUUUUCGACGCCAUGCGUGAACCAGCGCUGGUUCUUUGAAGUUCUAGGUUACCCGAGAACCUCUCGACCCAACAUGGCGAACGGCAUGGCCAUGGCUCUGGUCUUUUUUAUGGUGCGCGUGGCCGUCAUGCCCGUCUACUACGGCCGCAUGUACUCGGUCUACGGCACCGAGGCGUUUUACCUGGUGCCCUACGGCGGACGCCUAGCGUGGAUCUGCUCCAGCAUCUGCUUGGACAUCAUGAACAUCAUGUGGAUGCACAAGAUCGCCCGCGGCUGCUUCAAAGUGUUGCAGUCGGCACGUCGGAGCAAAGCAGGCAGACCUCACGAGAACGGGAAAGCCGACUAAAGGUGCAAUGUAAAUGAGUCAACUGGGAGCGAAUGUAACGAGGAAAAGAGCUGGCACAGGAACACCUGAUGGCCUAUCUUCAAGCCAUGAAAUGACCUCUGAGCAAUACUCGUGUUGCUUUUAUUUUUUUUAACAGGAACAAUUUACCACUUUUGUGGACUACAGAGCCUAAGCGGAAAUCGUUUACUAAUCACGCACAUGCACUGGUCUGACAGAACUCAUACUGAUGGAAAUCCUCAUCAAUGGACAGUGCCAUUGAAUCCUUAAAGAAGGUUCAACCUCCUUUUUUGUUUUUGUUUUAAUGAAUCACACCUCUUUUCGUCAUAUCACUCUCCAGGAACACAAAGUAAGAAGAAUACUGUAUAGAUCACUAAGCUAGCGUUAUUGCUAUUGAUGGUAGCUUUGCAUGUACUGCAAAAGCAGUAUUUAUGUUAUUCCUGUUUUUUUUUUUUUUUUUUUUAAAUGGAAUAGAUUUCUUCGGCACGCCACUUAGACCAAAACAUCUGGCCCAUUGACACCGAUCAGAUAUCGAAAUGACUGGAAUUAUUGUGCGACGAAGAAAAUCUUUCAAAUGACCCCCCAAAAAAUUACCGUUAGCGCCAAAACGUGUGUUUUUUUGUUUGUUUUUUGUUGGUUUUUUUUUUUUGAAGGGAAAAAAAAAUCGAAAUGUGUUUAGUAGGGCUGCAACUAACGAUUAUUUUCACAAUCGAUUAAUCGGACAAUUAAUUUAACGAUUAAUCUUUUCAUUGGAUAAAUGUCACUUCUUUCAAUGACCUUCAUAAUUUACCUUAAAGUUCUUCUAGGCAUGUUGUAAUUAACAAUGAAGAUAAAAUGGAUGACUAUGUCCUUCAAAAUUAAUAUUUUAUUAGCGCUUCCUGACUUGACUAGUCUACAACUGUAUCUAUUAUCAAAUUAACUGGCAAAUAAUUUAUUAAUGGAUUUAAACGAUUAGUUGUUCCAGCCUUAUUGAGAAGCUAGUUCAGACCGUAAGAUGUCCGAAAAUUGGCAAAAAUGUGAUUUGUUGUUUUCAAAAAUAAAAGUAGAUUUUUGUUCACGUCCUACUUUGACUUAAAAAUAGAUUUCAAGAAUUUAGACAAGUUUAAGGUGAAGAAGGUCCUAAAUCAGGGAUCCCCAAACUACGGCCCGCAGGGCAGAUACGGCCCGCCUCCACAUUUGGUCCGGCCCCCUGAACAAUUAAAAAAAAUUUUUUUUUUUACUUGUGUUAUUUAUUUUAUGGCUUUUUCUGUGAAGAACCUAGAGAGGGUUAUUUGGUUAUUAAUUAUUUGAUUGAUAGUGUUAUAAUAUAGUAAUAUAAUAUAAUAUUACAUUACAUUAUAUUAUAUUUAGGGCUGUCAAACGAUUAAAAUUUUUAAUCGAGUUGAUCACAGCUUAAAAAAAAAAUUAAUCAUAAUUAAUCACAAUUCAAACCAUCUAUAAAAUAUGCCAUAUUUUUCUAUAAAUUAUUGUUGGAAUGGAAAGAUAAGACACAAGACGGAUAUAUACAUUCAACAUACUGUACAUAUGUACUGUAUUUGUUUAUUAUAAAAUAAAUCAACAAGAUGGCAUUAACAUUAUUAACAUUCUGUUAAAGCGAUUCAUGGAUAGAAAGACUUGUAGUUCUUAAAAGAAAAAUGUUAGUACAAGUUAUAGAAAUUUUAUAUUAAAUUUAAUAAAUUUUUUUGUUUUAAUAAAAUUUGUAAAAUUUUCAAACAAAAAAUAAACUAGUAGCUCACCAUUGUUGAUGUCAAUAAUUACACAAUGCUCAUGGUGCUGAAACCCAUAAAAUCAGUCGCACCCAAGCGCCAGCAGAGGGCGACAAAACACCAAAAAACACAAGUAACAAAUGGACAUGACACUGUGCUGUCAUUUUAAUCUGAGCGGGGCAUGUGCGUUAAAUGUGUCAAAUAUUUUAACGUGAUUAAUUUAAAAAAUUAAUUACCGCCCGUUAACGCAAUAAUUUUGACAGCCCUAGUUAUAUUAUAUUUUAUUAUAUUAUAUUUUUUUAAUUAUAAUUUUUAUUUUAUUUACUUUUGUUCUGUGAAGAAUCCAGCAAGGGUUAUUUGAUUGUCGCUUUCUGAAAAACAAUAAAUUUUUACAUUUAGGCACUCCUGCAAUCGUCACACUUUUUUUGUUAAAAACUGAACCUGGCCCCUCAUCAGAGAAGGGAAAAGUUAUGUGGCCCUCACAGGAAAAAGUUUGGGGACCCCUGUCUAAAUGAUUAAUUGGUUAUUAAAAUAGUUGGUGAUUAAUUUGCUAAUCGAUAAAUUGUCGAUUAAUCGAUUAGUUGUUGCACCUCUAGUAUCUAGUCACAAUCAGAUUUUGACAAAAGCAUAUGGUUCCCCCCAAAAAUUUGUCGUUCCAUUUCUACUGGCCAAAAUUUCCCCUACAUUUUCAGUGGGAGAAAAACUUGGAUGGUUGUGAUUUUUGACCAAAAACUUGGCGUCCAAGUAAGUCGAUGCCAUUGACAGCCAUGCACGUCCGUGCUAUUGACAGCCAUGUACAUCCCCGCCAAUGACGGCCAUACAUGUCAAUGCCAUUGACAGCCAUGUAUGUCGAUUCUAUUGAUGCCAAUGUACUUGGAUUCGAUUGACAACUAGAAACUGCAAUUUCUGGAGGGAUUGCGACUGAGCGUUGCCGUGGUAGAUACAGAUCUAAAACCUGCCCAGUUGGUCUAGGGGUGUUUUGGAGUCACAUCCUGUUCAUUUUAGGGUCACUUUCUGUUGAUUUGGGGACAUUUCAAGCACACAACCUAUUGAUAUCAAGUCAGUUCCCGUUGAUAAGGGGAUUUGGGCAAUUUGGGGACAUGUCCUGUUGAUAUCAGGUUACUACUUCUACUUGAUUUGGGUGACAUUUCAGUGACACGUCAUGUUGCAUGGCUGUCAAUGGCAUCACUGUACUUCGUCACCAGUUGAAUGUCAGUGGGCUGUAAUGGUAGGUUUUUGAUAAAAAAUCACAACCACACAGUUUUUUUUGCCAUUGAAAAUGACUGGGUUAUUUGGACGUACAUAGCCGUCAACGGCAUGGACAUGCGUGGUUGUCAAUUUCAUCGACUUACUUGCGCUCCAGUUGAAUGUCAAUGGGCUGUCAUGGUAAAUGGUCCGAAAUCACAAUGACCUAUGUUUUCCUGCCAUUGAAAAUGAAUGGGAAAUUUGGACGUACAUAGCCGUCAGUGGCAUCCCGUUUGAAAUGAAUGGGAAAGUUUAUGGCGAAUUUUGGGGGAACCGUGCGUUUUUGCCAAAUUAUUACCGUCCUGAAUUUUUUGCAGGGCAAAGCCCCAUCUAAAGUCGAUGCCAUUGACGGCCAUGUGCGUCAAAAUAUCAACAGGAUGUAACCAUAUAAUGUGUCCAAAUUAAUUGGAAGUGACCUGAUAUCAACAGGAAAUUACCUGAAAUUAAAACGAAGUGAGACCCCAAGGGUUUAACCCGCGAAAGCAAAGCUACCAUUGCAGUUUCUCCAGAAAUUGCAUUUUCUAGUUUAAGAGGUUGUUAAUAGAGUAGCCUUUUCAUCCUGAAAAAUUAUGUUGCCUUGCUGGAUAACCAGGCUUUUUUUUUUUUUUUUUUUUUUUUUAAACAUACAGUGUAUAAAGGCUACGGAG